Closterium sp. NIES-67 is the source of this 1804-nucleotide messenger RNA. NCBI's taxonomy places the organism in Eukaryota, Viridiplantae, Streptophyta, Zygnematophyceae, Desmidiales, Closteriaceae. The record is from the annotation of a GenBank genome assembly.
UUUUUGUAUGUUAUGAACUUUGCUUCAGAUUCCAGGACUGUGGGAUAUUUUAUUCCGUAGAUUGUUCCAAUCACCUCGCUCAAUGUUCGCCACAGCGAGAUUGCUCCCUUGUUAUUACGGCAGUGGUGAUCGACCUCGUUUCUCUCUGCUAGGACAUUUGUGAACCUGGUAAGGUUGAGUGCGAAGUCGUUUCGUUCGCACUGUAGUUGUUUGCAGUAAAUAGUUUUUAGCGUGGCAAAUUUCAGUUAGGUGGAGCUGCAGCAGUUUACACUGCAAAGGAGCAUUGCUUGUCUGCAACGAGCAAGAAUCCUCGGAAGCUUGAGGUAUUCCUCUUAUACCUUGUGGAUUCCUGCCAGCUGUUGGAGGCCGAAAUUUUUAGUGUGCUCUUGAGCACUUCUAAAAUAUGGAUUAAUCGAGUACCGCCUUUUUAACGUCAAAGUUGUGACCCGUAUGUUCCUUAGGUAUCGAUCAGUAUGUUUCGUUGUGUCUGUCUGCGGUCUCAAAAAACUUACUUCAAUGCAACACAUGUGAUGUUACUUAUGGGUCGUGCAUGCUUACCGUCUUUUACUUCCAUCUGAUUAUUGUGACAGUUUACCGCUUCGGGUGCGUUAUUAAUGGAUGACGUCUGGCCCGCGUCACGCUUUUUCAGCGACGGUUGCAGUUCUCUGUACGAGAGGUCUGUGUUUGAGGGUCCAACUCUGAGGCACUUUCAGCAACAGCAACAGCAGAAGCAGGAGCAGCAACAGCAGUCACUGCAGCAGGUGUUGGAAAUGCUGCAGAAUACAAACCAGCCAUAUCAGCCUCUAGCUCAGCCGCAGCAGCUCCAUCACCAUCACCAGCAUCAGCAACAGCAGCAACACAUGUUCCUUGCUGAUCAUUCACAUGAUUUACCUGACAGCAGGUUUUCCUCACAUUCCCUCCCUGAGGAGUCCGGAUCCAAAAUUUCCCACAUGCUACCCGCAUCAUCGGAAAUGUCGACGUUCCCUUUGGCCCAGUCCCGGCAGAUAAUGCCCGGCUUAGAACCCUCCGGAUUAAAUUCUUCAGGCAGGCUCGAUAACUCUGGACGAUUCUCUUCGUCUGUAGGCUACGAUCCUUCUGACAGGCUUGAAUCGUCUGACAGGUUUGAGUUGACAUCUGCCGUCGAACAUGACAUUGCUGGGUUCGACUGCGCCGUGGAACAUAACAUCGCUGGAUUCGAUUCCUUUGAGAGAUCGACGGGACCAUCCGAGAAUGCUCUUCCGGCUUUACAGGGGUCUCAUGAGGCUAUUCUGCCUGACACUGGACACUUAAUGAUGGUGGACAUCCAAGAUUUCUGCUGGGUGAACGAGAAUUAUUGUGUCAGAGUGCAUGUUCCGUUUCCAGGCGUGGACGCCCUUCCGCCUUCGUACAUAACGUCUUCAUUCACUAUAAGCUCAUUCUGCUUGCUGAUAAGGGGUCUUCACGAUAGUGUAUGCUAUCGUCUUGCACUAGACAGUCUGUAUGGGGAGAUUCAGCCUAACCUAUGCUGUCACAUGGUGCACAAGGACAAGAUUGAGAUUGCUCUGUCAAAAGUCACUUCAGGGCCUUCUGAUGGACCUGACACGGAUAUCUUCACAUGGUUCAGCCUCAGAUUGUAACACCCAAGGUAGAAUUAUAGUUGUAUGAUUCAGCAUCUGAUGCAGAUUGUGUAUAGAUGUGCAAACGAUAGUUAAGUACGUUCCCCUUUUCCAAACCAUAAUGCUGCAUGAGUUGCAGUUGUAGCGUAGCAGUAGCCAGGUAGUGACAAAUGCCCCACAAUGUAGGAUUGGAUGAGAUGGCAUUCACA